CCCGUGGCGGGGCUGCGUGUGGGCGCGGCCUGGCCUGCUGACUCCCCGGCAUCAGGUUGUAGCCAAACGUGCGUCGGGCAUCAGCGGACACGGCUCUAUCGAUUCCAGCAUCUGCAGUCUCUUAUGUCUCAACUUUUCUACCAUGGUGACUUGUGUAGGAUGAUGUAGGACUUGUGUUGUACACACCAAAAAUACACAGAGCAAAGAGGUGGUUAACCAUAAAAACAAAUUUGUAGUGAAUCAAAUGCAAUUCUGAAGUUAAGUUUUCCUUUUUUGGGUGGCAAAAUGUUUUGAUAGAAAUGAAUUUUGAUGAAGAACUGAUGCCCAGGCAAUUGCCUGUGGACGACUGGGAUACCACUGAAGACUUUGACCCUAGUGUGCCACCAAGAACACCCCAAGAAUAUUUAAAAAGAGUCCAGAUUGAAGCAUCAAGAUGUCCUGAAGUAGUGGUGGCAAAAAUUGACCCAAGAAAGUUAAAAAGUAAUCAGACAGUAAAUAUUUCACUGUCGGGAUGUCAGCCUGCCCCUGCAGGAUUUUCUCCCAGUCUCAGAUGGCAGCAACAGCAAGUCGCUAAUUUUUCGAUCCUUCGACAGAGUAUAGACAAACACAGAGAUCAUUGGAAGUCACAGCCUUUGGACAGUAAUGUGAUGCUGCCAUCUCCUGAAGAUGAAGAAGGGUGGAAAAAAUUUUGUCUUGGAGAAAAGUUGUACUUAAAUUCGUCAUCAAUUACUAAUGAGAUUGAUAACCCAGGGAUUGACUAUGUGCAGAUGGGAUUUCCUCCCUUGUUGACUAUUGUCAGCAGAAUGAGUCAGCCUACAGUAUUUAACAUAUUGGAAUACCUAAUCAGCUGGUUUGGAGAUAAAAAAUUAUAUCCUGAAUUGGGUAGAUGGUUAUAUGCCUUAUUAGCCUGCAUAGAAAAACCACUACUUCCCGAGGCCCAUUCUCUUAUUCGACAGCUAGCUAGAAGGUGUUCUGAAGUUCGUGCUAAACUAGAAAAUCCAGAAGAUGGAGAAUUGUCAGCAUUGAAUUUACUCAUUUGUUUAGUUGCCAGAUAUUUUGAACAAUGUGACCUUGCAGACAAUGACUGAUGUUAAUGGAGUCUGGAAUGAAAAUUCAGUCCAUAAUUUUUGACCAUGUUAUGGUGACAUAAUUGUAUUUUGUUUAAAUUUAGGCCCUUUUCUUUUUUGUUGACACAAACUUGUCUGUUAUGCAGUCUUAUAUAAAAUCCACAUGGUAAAAUAAAUGGAGGAAUAAAAACAAAUUCUCAGAUAAUGUUUUAAGUAAAUUAAUUUGACAUGGUUGAAGUUGUCUGUUAUUGACUGAAAGUUCUUACAGAUUAGUUCAAAAUUCAGUAAUUUGUCACUGAGACCAAAGAAUUAUUGCUUUGCAAUGAAAAAAAACUGCACUAUUUAAUUUUCAGAAGAAUGGUCUUAAUUUUGACAAUGUAAUUUCUAUACAUUAAGCCACGUUUAUAACUGUAUAUGAAUGCAGAUAAAAUGUCCUUUGCUUUUAAUCAAAAACUCUCUCAUGGACAGAAUCAGAGGAAACACAUGCAAUCGAUUUAUUUAAUGUUUGUAUCUGGAAACUAAUCUAUUUUCUUUCCAAUGUUUAUUUUAAGUUUGAAUAUUUAUUCACAUUAUUCUGGGAACAACACCUGAUAAAUUCCAGUUUUAAAAUAUGGUCCUAUAGUUGUAUGGGAUUUAACAGCCCAAAAUGGUGUCGGUGCUCAAACCAGAUUCAAUCAGGUAUCCAUCAAAGCCACUAAUUAGCAUGAUUAACAAGUCAUAUACAUGCAUUCCAGUUGUGAAAUGCUCAUUUUAAGGGAACCUCCAUAAGAUUAGAAAUUUCCUCAUUUUCCUCUUCUAUGUAGUACAACAGAAAGAUAUGUUACAAAUGUACCAAUAUAGGUUGGUGCUUGGCUGAAUUUUUUUUGCAGUUCCAGCAGCUAGAGCAACAGAGGGGAGGAGCUAGCAGCUUUUUUAAAAGUUGUUUUUCAUUUGCGAGCUUGCUUCUUGCAGUUCCAGCAGCCAGAGUAGCAGAGGGGAGGAGACAGCAUCCAAGGGGUAAAUUUUCUAAAAUGUUGUAAGCUAAGUGUUUGGCAACUCAGCCAAUAAAAGGAAGAUAGGGUCAAUCAGAGCAGCCAUUAUGUGAGGGAGCCAGCAUAGGAGUGGGGAGCUGAGGCUUUGGCUCAAGAGGCUUCGGCACGAAGAGGCUGAAUAAGUGGCCCAGGUGUUGGGAGUGAAAGUGGAUUUUUAAACAAGGCUUCAGUGAGAAGGCACAGGUAAGGUUUUAUUUUGUUGUUGGCCCUUAGUCCUAGAUUCAGUGUAGGCAGGAUGGCAGUUAGGGUAGUGGAAUGCUCCUCCUGCAAGAUGUGGGAAGUCAGGGAACCUCAUGGUCUCCCUGAUGACGACUUCUGUGGGAAGUGCACCCAGGUGCAGCUCCUGACAGACCAGGUCAAGGAACUGGAGCUGGAUCUGGAGGUACUCAAGAUCAUCCGGGAAGCUGAGGGCUUCAUAGAUAAGACUUUUACUGAGGUGGUCACACCCAAGGUACAGACUUCAGAUAGAUGGGUGACCACCAGGAGAAGUAAGGGCAGUAGGCAGUCAGUGCAGGGUUCCCCUGUGGCCAUUCCCCUCACUAACAGAUUUACCCCUUUGGCUACUCUUGAGGAGAAUGUUCUUUCGGGGACUAGCAGCAGCAGUCAGGUCUCUGGCACUGAGACCGGCUCAGAGGGAAAGGGUGCAGUCAAGAUAGUGAUAGGAGACCCGAUAGGGGGAAAGACAGGCGAUUCUGCGUCUGCAGAAGAGACGCCAGGAUGGUGUGUUGGUGCCAGGGUCAGGGAUGUCUCUGAGUGGGUGCAGAACAUUCUCGAGGGGGAGGGCAAACAGCCAGAGGUUGUUGUACAUAUUUGCACAAACAACAUAAGUAGAACAAGGGAUGAGGUCCUGCAGAAUGAGUAGAGGGAAUUAGGUAAGAAAAUGCAGUACCUUGAGGGUAGUGAUCUCCAGAUUAUUCCCGGUGCCGCGUGCUAAUGAGUCCAGGAAUAGAUAGGCCAGAUGAAUCUGUGGCUGAAGAGCUGGUGCAGGGGGAAGGGAUUCAGGUUCUUGGAUCAUUGGGAUCUCUUCUGGGGUAGAGGCGACCUAUACAAGAGGGACAGGUUGCACUUGAACCAGAGGGGGACCAAUAUCCUAGCAGGGAAAUUUGCUUUUACCACCAGGGAGGAUUUAAACUAGGGGGGCGGGACUCGAGAGACUGAAGUCAGUAAGAAGACAGCAACCAAGGAGUGUAAGCUGAGCAAUCAGGAUAGCCAUGUUCACAGUAAAAGGGCCGACAGGACCACUGCUUUAAAUUGCAUCUAUUUCAAUGCAUGUAGCUUAGCAAGUAAAGCAGAUGAACUGAGAGUGGAUUGCCUCGAGGGACUGGGAUAUUGUGGCCAUAACAGAGAUGUGGCUGAGAGAAGGGCAGGACUGGCAGCUCAAUGUUCUGGGAGACUGAUGCUUUAGGCGUGACAGAGGAACAGAUAAGAGUGGAGGGGGGGUGGCCUUUUGAUAAGGCAGGACAUCACAGCAGUGCUUAGAGAGGAUAAUCUUAAGGGAUCAUCGAACGAGGCCAUUUGGGUAGAACUCAGAAAUGAAGAAUGGAAUGGUCACCUUGACAGGGCUAUAUUACAGACCCCUCAAUAGUCAGUGGGAAAUUGAGGAGCAGAUGUGUUGAGAAAUUGCAGUUGUGAGAAUAGUAGGAUAGUGCUAGAGAGAGAUUUCAAUUUUCCUGGUGUCAGCUGGGUCAUCCAGAGUGCAAAGGGUCUGGAUGGGGCAGAAUUUGUGUGAUGCGUCCAAGGUAGUUUCCUCACGCAACAUGUAGAGGAACCUACUUGGGAAGGAGCAAUACUGGACCUCCUCUUAGGGAACAAGGCAGGCCAAGUAACUGAAGUGGCAGUUGGGGAGCACUUUGGCCCCAGUGACUACAAUUCUAUUAGUUUUAAAGUAGUUACGGAAAUUGAUAGAAUAGGUCCACAGGUUAAAGUCCUAAACUGGAGCAGAGCCAACUUUUGAGGGCAUUAGGCAGGAUCUAGCUGGGGUCGACUGGGUGAUUCUAUUUAAAGGCAAAGAAAUAGUUGGCAAGUGGGAGGCUUUUAAAAAGGGUCAUAUCAAGAGUCCACGUGCAGUGUGUUUCUGUUAGGGUGAAGGGUAGACAUACCAAGUUCAGGGAACCCUGGCUGAUGAGAGAUAUUGAGGCUUUGGUAAGAAAAAAAGAAGGAAGUGUACAUAGUGUUCAAGUAGCUGGGUACAGAUGAAUCCCUCGACGAAUAUAAAAAGUUUAAAACUCGGCUUAAGAGGGAAAUCAGGAGGGCAAAAACAGGGUAUGAAAUGGAUUUGGUAGGCGGGGUUAAAGAUAAUCCCAAGAGGUUCUUCAGUUAUACUAACAGUAAAAGGGUCACUAGGGAGAGACUAGGUCCUCUUGAAGACCAUCAGGGCCACCUAUCUGUGGAGCCACAGGAGCUGGCCAAGAUUUUUAAUGUCUAUUUCUCUUGUUUAUUAAGGAAAAUAUAAUGAUUGCCAGAGAAAUGAGGGUAAUAAGUAGUGAGGUCUUGGAUCAUAUGCACAUUAGAGGAAGGAAGUAUUUGAAGUGCAUUAAGGUGGGCAAAUUUCCAGGGCCUGACCAAGUGCACCCCCAGACCUUAUGGGAGGCCAGGGAAGAAAUCGCAGAGGCCCUUGCAGAGAUAUUUACUUCUUAGCUGCUGGUGACGUUCAAGACUGGAGUGUGGCUAAUGUUGUUCCAUUGUUCAAGAAGGGUAGCAAGGACAGGCCAGAGAACUACAGGCCAGUGACCCUGACUUCAUUUGUAGGGAAGUUACUGGAGGGAAUUCUGAGGGACAAGAUCUACCAUCACUUGGAUAGUUGAGGCCUGAUUAGGAAUAGUCAGCAUGGUUUUGUGCAUGGGAGGUCAUGUCUGACAAAUCUUCUGAAGUUCUUUUGAAGAGGUAACCAAGGGGAUAGAUGAAGUGGAUGUUGUCUAUAUGGACUUUAGUGAGGUCUUUGACAAGGUCCCGCAUGGCAGGCUGAUCUGGAAGGUUAGGUCACGUGGGAUUCAGGGGGAGCUAAUAAGGUGGAUUCAGAUUUGGCUCAAUGAUAAGAAGCAGAGGGUGAUGGUUGAAGGUCGAUUCUCCAUCUGGAGACCUGUGACUAGUGGGGUGCCCCAGGGUCAGUGUUAGGAUCUCUGUUCAUUAUAUAUGUAAAUGAUUUGGAUUUGGAUAUGGAUAUACCUGGCACAAUUACUAGGUUUGCGGAUGCUAAAUUAGGAGGUCUUGUUGCUAGUGAAACAGGUUACAAUGAAUUGCAGAGAUCUUAAUCAGUUAGGGAGAUGGGCUGUGAAAUGGCAGAUGGAUUUCAACUUAGGUAAGUAUAAGGUGAUGCAUUUUGGACAGUCAAACCAGGGUAGGACUUGUACAAUGAAUGGCAGGGCACUGACAAGUGUUGUGGAACAGAGGGACCUGGGAAUACAAGCGCACAGUUCACUGAAAGUGGCCACGCAAGUAGGCAGGGUGGUGUUUAGCAUGCCGGCCUUCAUCAAUCAGGGCAUCAAGUUUAGGAGAAGGGACAUUACGUAUGUUGCAGAGUCAUUGGAGAGGCUGCACUUGGAGUUUUGUGUACAGUUUUGGUCACCCUGUUUAUAGGAAAGACAUUGUCAUGCUGGAGCAGAUGUUGUCUGGACUAGAAGGCCUGAGUUACAGGGAGGGGUUGGUCAUGCUGCAUCUUUAAUCCUUGGAGUGUAGGAGAAUGAGGGGUACUCAUAGAAGUUUAUAAAAUCAUGAGGGGUAUGGAUAAGGUGGACGGUCAUAGUCUUUUCCCCAGGGUUGGGGAGUCCAUAAACUAGAGGGCACAGAUACAAGAUAAGAGGGGAGAGAUUUAAAAGCGAACUGAGAAGUAACUUCUUUACACAGAGGGUGGUGAGUACCUGGAAUGAGCUGCCAGAGGAAGUGGUUGAGGUGGGUACAAUUGCAACAUUUAAGAGGCAUUUGUAUAGGUAGAUGAAGGUGAGGGGCUUGGAGGGUUAUGGGCCAAACGCAGGCACUGAGACUAGCGGGGAGGAUGCUGUGGUCGGCUUGGCCGAAGGGCCCGUUUCUGUGUUGUAUUACUUCAUGACUCAAUUCUGUGUGGGUAAUACCAGCUUAACAUUUAGUGAAGUUUUAAUUUUGUUUUAAAUUGCCAUAUGUUUGGCAAAAUCUUAGACAACCUAACCUAAUGCUUCCAUAAAACAGCAACAAUAUUAUGUAAUAUAUUAGUGGCAAAUAUUGUUAUGUGGUACAAGUAUCUGAUUUAUUAUAUUUUGAUCUGUUUGAGUUGUCUAUUAAUGACAAAAAAGUUUGAAUACUUUAGGCUUUUCACAUGAAAUUAGAAUUGUUCCCUAUUUCUACUUGGAACAAAGUCUGCUAAAUGGAGCGAUUUUAAAAAAAAAUUAAUUCAUUAAUACAAAAUUGAAUGUAACACUUAUUGCUCUUGGACAUUUGAAACAAGCUGUAGAGCACAAUAGAUUCUUCAAAAUGGAAGAACAGAUUCUGUUGAGUAAUUGGUUAUUUCUAGCAAAGGCACAGUGGCCUGAGUGGUUUCCUCCUGUGGUUCCAUAUUAAUAGUUCAUCAUCAAUGAUGACACUAAUAACUGGCUGAUUCAAAAGCCAAAUGUUUUCUGGUCAGUACAAAUGUUAUAUACUAAAGACUAACUUAAAUAGCACUCAAGGGGAAGUAGCCAGCCCAACAGAGGAACAAUGCCAAAGAAGCACCUGGGCUACCAUUAAGAUGUGGCUAAGGGAGUAUCCAAGCCUACAUCAGGACAACUGGCAUAAUUGUUUAACUGGCACUAGUUUCGACCAGCAUAUGCUGAAUAACUGAAAUUCCACUGUUAUAAGUUGGUAAUUUAUGGAACUGGAAGUAGUUUUUUUUGAGCAACAGUUGAUACCGUUACUUCUUCAGAAAUAGGAAACAAAACCUACAUGAAGAAUUGCUGUUCCAUUUCCAUGUUAGUAGUGACAUUUUUUUCCUGGUAUUAACAUGCCAUAUCAUCCAAAAUCUUAUCUGGAAGAUUGGUUGUCAAAUAAGUCAAGUCACACAUCUGACAAGACUUUUUUCUCUAAUACAUUCCCUUUGUCCACAUUUACUUUGGAAGCUAUGUAUGCAAGCUGGA
Messenger RNA from Pristis pectinata (smalltooth sawfish), 7179 nucleotides. RefSeq names its product gem (nuclear organelle) associated protein 2 (gene gemin2). Gene Ontology annotation, cellular component: nucleus; spliceosomal complex; SMN complex. The transcript has 12 exons. The record is from RefSeq and is a predicted model, not a curated record. Bases 300 to 1088 code for a protein of 262 amino acids. Lineage: Eukaryota; Metazoa; Chordata; Chondrichthyes; Rhinopristiformes; Pristidae. Gene Ontology annotation, biological process: spliceosomal complex assembly; spliceosomal snRNP assembly.